UAUUUAUGACUAUGAGUGAUAUGGAAAAAAAGAAGCCCAUCAUCGCAGGCAGAGAGAAAGGGCCUGGUCCAGGUCGCUACGCCUUACCAUCAACCAUUGGCUUUCUAGGCCAUGACUUCACCAAGGCAACUAGUCCAGCAUACUCCUUCCAUGGAAGGAUGAGCGAUAACAUGUAUUAUGUGGAUUCCAGUCCAGGGCCUCGUUAUCACAUUGAUGCAAAGGUCACUAGAUUUGGUAAAGAUGGCAGCCCUGCCUACUCCAUACUUGGCAGAGUGUCGGGUCCAAAGAGAAUAUUCCAGACUCCAGGACCAGGUGCAUACAGCCCCGAAAUAGCUCCUUUAUGCAGCACCCACCGAAGACCACCAUGCUACACCAUGGGCUACCGCACACACUAUCGCUCUGCUGAUACAGUGCCAGCUCCAAACAAGUACACCCUUCCAGCUCUAAUGGGUUCCCAUGUGCUUACGAAACCCGCCAGUGCCAGCUAUACAAUCUCUGGGAGAUUCGAGUCUGGUUGUCAUGCAGAAGACCUGUCAAAGACACCAGGCCCUGGCAGAUACAACCGCACAGACCCCAACGUUUACCUCCCCCGACAACCAGCAUUCUCAAUGCGGGGUAAACACAACAGCAGCCCCAGUGAGGGUCUUUUGAGACCUGGACCUGGAAGUCAUAACCCAGAGAAAGUGACCGUGCAUAAGCCUCAAGCACCUGCUUACACUUUAGGUUUCAGGCACUCUGAAUUUGUUACCCCUUUAGUAGCAGACAUAUAAAAUGGACUUUGUCUGGAAAAGUAGGUGUAAAAAUAGAAUACUAUGAAACA
Pygocentrus nattereri (red-bellied piranha) is the source of this 820-nucleotide messenger RNA. It is a transcript of the gene cimap1d, whose product is annotated as outer dense fiber of sperm tails 3-like 2b. The record is from RefSeq and is a predicted model, not a curated record. The transcript has 4 exons. Gene Ontology annotation, cellular component: cytoskeleton. NCBI's taxonomy places the organism in Eukaryota, Metazoa, Chordata, Actinopteri, Characiformes, Serrasalmidae. Bases 6 to 770 code for a protein of 254 amino acids.